AUGCAGCGCUUUGCCGCCGAGUCGGACCUGUCAGCCGAACUCAGCCACCAGUGUCUACAGCGCAUAUUCACCGGCUGCGUCCAGUACCAAACGAGUGUUCUCCGUGGUUCGCAGGAGGGCAAGAUGUCGACAUCCUGCUUCCGCCUGGCUUUGGUUGUCAUUGCGCAGAGGGUGCACAGCUGUCCGGCCGUGACGCCUUUGAUGCGUGUCCUGCCCCCGGCCAAUAUGACAGGCAUCUGCCGCGGAGCGUCGGAUCUUGGAGUGGCUGCAAGACAGGCAGGGAUGAAGACAAGAGCUUGCUAUGCCUGCAACCCUGAAAGGUGA
Molecule: messenger RNA, 324 nt
Organism: Symbiodinium pilosum
Lineage: Eukaryota; Dinophyceae; Suessiales; Symbiodiniaceae
Source: the annotation of a GenBank genome assembly